Messenger RNA from Chlorella variabilis, 998 nucleotides. RefSeq names its product expressed protein. NCBI's taxonomy places the organism in Eukaryota, Viridiplantae, Chlorophyta, Trebouxiophyceae, Chlorellales, Chlorellaceae. The record is from RefSeq and is a predicted model, not a curated record. The transcript has 3 exons. Bases 171 to 998 code for a protein of 275 amino acids.
AGCUUGCAGGGCACGGAAGCGCACAAACGGCCCGCACCAUCUUCGCGCCAAAUUGCAACCGAUUGCAGCCCGAUUGAGCCCGGCAGCCGUUCAGCCUGACGCAGCUUGCAUCGCGGACAGUUUUACGCAGGCCGGCCUACAGACCCUCCUCAUCAACCCUGUGCAGCACCAUGUCAGAGCCAGCAGGGCUGGGCAUGUCUCUUGAUGACAUCAUCAAGAAGCAGGAGGUGGAGCAGGCCGGCGGCUACGGCAAGCAGCGGCGAGGUGGGCGCGGUGGCCGCGGCGGCGCCGCCCCCGCCGGCGGACGCGGCGGCCGGCAAGCGGGCGGCGCAGGGCAGCAUGGCGGCCGGCAAGGGGGUGGCAGGGGGCGGCACGACGGGCACGGCGGCGGCGGAGGCCGGCCUCAGCAGCAGCGGUACGACCUGCGGCAGCAGCAGCAGCAGCAGGAGGCCGACGACUACCGCCACCUGCAGAAGUGCUGGCUGGAGGAGGGCAGCGGCGACGUCGUCUUCCGCUUCAUGGCCACCGAAAUCGUGCGCAUCGACGGGGCAGGCAACAUCACGCUGCAGGCGGGCGGCCACCUGAACAGCGUGACCCUGGCCUCCAUGAACGACGCGCUCAACCUCAUCGGCAUCCGCGUGACAUGCCCCAGCGGCGACGUGCGGUCUGGCGAGUGGAGCAUCAGCGACGGGCGCAGCCUGACGCGGUUUGCCGAGGGCGUGGUGCUGCCCGCCAAGGGGCCGCAGCAGGCGGGCCGCGCCCGCCAGCUGCUGCUCGCCUUCAACUCGCCCAACCGCGUGCAGCAGGCGGCGGCGGCGGCGGCCUCCAACGCAGCGGCAGCCAUGGCCGGGGUGCUCCCCUUCAUGGGCCUCAUCCCCCCGGGGAUCCCUGCCAGCCACCCGGUGGCCGCACCCAUCAACGGCGCCGCCGCCAAGCCCAGCGUCUUCUCUCGCCUGGGCGGCAAGCAGCAGGAGCAGCAGCGCUUCGCGCCCUACUGA